CUCGUCCCUCCCCCUCCCCCUCCCCCUCCCCCUCCCGUUCCUGACCCGACGGCAAAUCAAACGGGGUCCAGGCGGCUUCGUCGUCCCCGACCGCCAAACCCUAGCCCCUUCUCCCCGGCGGCCUCCGGCCUCCACUUCGCCGCGCUCCGGAAGGAUAGUGGGGUUGCUGAUUUGGGAUAAUCUGAUUCUCUCCGAGUGAAUCAAGAUGUCUGGAAAUGAUGAUAAGUCCCAGGCUGCGGCAGACCGAAUAAAAGCAGCCGCAUUAUCAGCGGCUAAGGGAUUGAGCAGGGCUCAAGCUGAGCGUGCUGCGGCUGCUGCAGCCCGCAAUGUCAAUGCCUAUGGGCAGAAGGAAGAGGGGCCAAGCCGCUGGCAGGAGAGGAAGGAAGCUAAGAGACAGAUGUAUCUGAUGAGUACAGAGAAGGCUGCGAUACUGGGUACUGUGAAGCCAAAAGCUUCAGAAGCUUCUUCUGGUGGAGCAUAUACCCAAUGUCAGAAGUGUUUCCAGCAUGGUCACUGGACCUAUGAGUGCAAAAAUGAGCGGGUUUACAUGUCGCGUCCUUCCAGGACGCAGCAGCUUAAGAAUCCCAAGUUGAAGAAAAGUGUACCGGUUUCUUAUCAAUUUGAGAAUCCUGAUCUUAUAAAGGAGAGGGAAGCGGAGAAGAAGUUGAUGAAAGAAAAGAGGAAGAAGGAAAGAUCUGAAAGAAGAAAGGGAAAGAGCAAGAGGAAGCAUCGUUCACCGAGCGAUUCUGAUAGCAAUAGCAGUGAUGCUUCAGUGUUUGACUCUGAAUCAGAAUCAUCAGGGACUGGCUCUGAUUAUUCUUCUGGAAGCAGUUCAAGUUACAGCUCCUCGGACUCCGAGGACAAGAAGCAGCAACACAGGAGGAAGCAAAAGAAGAGAAGGCACCGGAGGGACAGCACAUCAUCGGCUUCAUCUGAAUCUGAAUCUGCAUCAGACAGCGAUUCUGAUGACAAGGGCAGCCGGAGGAAGAGCAAAAGGCGGAGCAGUAGGCGCUGAGUUUGAAGAACUGGAGAAGGCAUUGUGGAUGUCAAGUAUCAUGAUAUACUUAUCGAUCGAUUCACGAGUAUCUUUUUUUCAUCGUCAGACCUGCAUGUGCCGGGCGUUCUCCAAGAAGCAAAUGUAGCAUUCCUUUCCUGAAUGCUAGUACCGAUAGUUUUCCCUGUACCAAGAAGUGCCUAAAGCUCUAAGUGUUCUUAUUCUAUGGUAGUUGUGAGAACCAUUGAAUGCUGUAACAAUAUUCGCAUAUGAAUUUCUGAGUUUUGCGUGAUUACCUUCCAUACAGUUGUUUUUUUA
Molecule: messenger RNA, 1312 nt
Organism: Setaria italica (foxtail millet)
Lineage: Eukaryota; Viridiplantae; Streptophyta; Magnoliopsida; Poales; Poaceae
Product: zinc finger CCHC domain-containing protein 10
Exons: 2
Coding region: 206-1015 (269 amino acids)
Source: RefSeq, a predicted model, not a curated record